This is a messenger RNA of Beta vulgaris subsp. vulgaris (sugar beet), 1548 nucleotides long. RefSeq names its product auxin-induced protein 22D. The record is from RefSeq and is a predicted model, not a curated record. The transcript is spliced from 2 exons. Gene Ontology annotation, cellular component: nucleus. Bases 524 to 1120 code for a protein of 198 amino acids. Gene Ontology annotation, molecular function: protein binding. Gene Ontology annotation, biological process: regulation of DNA-templated transcription. Lineage: Eukaryota; Viridiplantae; Streptophyta; Magnoliopsida; Caryophyllales; Amaranthaceae.
UAAACUAUCCCCCACAAGACUAAAGAGUACUAAAGACUAAGCUUGAUGUUUGAGUCAUCAUCAUUAUUCAUCAGACUCCAUCUACACCGACCCUUCCGAUCAGACGGUCCACACGAGGCGCGUGGGCCAGGACCGAGCCUCAGGAUAGCUUUCCUUAUGUGAAUGGCUAAUAAACAAUUCCUUGUAUAUGCACAUAGAAAGCAGAAUAAAUUCCAACUUAGAUGUGUGUUUUAUUCUGUCUCCUUUGCCUAAUCAAUCUCUCUUUUAUAUAAUACUAUACCUCUCCUUCCUAUCUCCUCACCACAACUUAGCACAUUUUACAUUUCUCUCAAGCUAUAAACUUUGAUAUAGCCAAAGGAGUUUUCAGUUUCCCUUAUCAUCCAUCAUCAUCAACAACAACAACAACAACAACAACAACAACAACAACAACAACAACAACAACAACAAGGUUUCUUACAUUUGAUUGAUCAAACAGUUUAACUCCCAACAAAACAAGGAUUGAUUUUUAGCAUACUAAACAAGAAUGGCAAGAUCAGAGACAUACGAAAACGACCUUCAUCUCGAAGCAACGGAGCUCAGAUUAGGCUUACCAGGGAGUAAAGAGCCAGAGAAACAAUCAACUUCUAAUAAUGUAGUUAGAAGUAACAAGAGAUCAUCACCUGAUCAACUGCUGGAAGACUCCUCUUCAACAAACAAUUCCAGUGUUUCGGAUGCUAGGAAUGAAGAUUGUCCCCCUCCUUCCAAGACACAAAUUGUCGGAUGGCCGCCAAUACGAUCAUACAGGAAGAACAAUCUGCAGCCUAAAAAAACAGAAACUGAUGCAUCAGGGAUGUAUGUGAAAGUAAGCAUGGAUGGAGCACCAUAUCUGAGGAAGAUUGACCUGAAGAUGUAUCAGAGUUAUGCAGAACUGUUAAAAGGUUUAGAAAGUAUGUUCAGAAUCUGCAUCGGAAAAUACUCCGAAAGAGACGGAUACAAUGGAUCUGAUGUUGCACCUACCUAUGAAGAUAAAGAUGGUGAUUGGAUGCUGGUUGGAGAUGUACCAUGGGAGAUGUUUAUCACUUCCUGUAAGAGGCUUAGGAUCAUGAAGUCUUCAGAAGCUAAAGGACUUGGUUGUCUAUGAGAAAGAAAGACACAGUUUUACUUUGUGAUUCUGAAAGGCUUAGGAACACACACACAGAGAAGAUUGUCAGAUCAGAGAUAUUUUCUUCUUUUUUUUUUUCCAUUUUUUUCUUCCUGUUUUUGGUUCUUUUUGAUCUGCUUGGACGCUAAGAAGCACGAAAACCUUUGGAACUUGAGGUUUGUCUGUUUCAGAAACGUUUCGGUUCCUGAAAACCAGCUGUUUUCAUGCUAAUGAAGCCCAGGAAUGACUGGGGCUUGAGGUUUCCCGGUUCCAGAAACGUUUCCAUUUUCGAAUCUCCAACUGUUUCCGUGCUACAUAGCUUGGAUGAUGGAUUUGAGUUUCAUUCUGGUUUUUGCAACAAACUGAUAUCAAAAUGUCAAAAUUUGUACUGCUUUUUAUAUACUUUGGAUAUAUAUGUAUUUGCCUAA